Messenger RNA from Cladocopium goreaui, 621 nucleotides. The record is from the annotation of a GenBank genome assembly. NCBI's taxonomy places the organism in Eukaryota, Dinophyceae, Suessiales, Symbiodiniaceae.
AUGGAAAGACACAUCGCCCUGGGUGGAAAGGUCACCGUGCCCGGCUAUGGCCAAAACAAGGAGGAGGAAGAGGGCGGAACCAUGGUGGACGUCCCGGCAACGGUGGAACGUGCGCUGCCCGAACAAUACGGAGGUAGUCACGAGGUGCAACACGAACGGUUCGUUGUGAUUUUCGUGGUCCGUGGUCCGUUGCGUGGCUCACUGGUCUUCAGCCUGGAACGGAAUAUGAAGUCCAGGUCCUAUUCCAUUGGAAUGAUCAUGGUUUGCGCGGCUGGAAUUCCUGACAUGCCCGGCAGGAUUCGCCACGCUGAUGCCGAAGCAGAAGCAGAGGAUCACUUUGACAUCGAAACUCCUCCGACGCCACGCAGUACGGACGACGAGGAUGAGGACGAGGACGAGGAGGAAGGUGAAGCUGAGGAAGCAGAAGCUGAUGAGGCGCUGGAGCUGCCACCCGCUCCGCCGGUCCAAUCUGGUGCCCUCUUCUUCAAGAGAACUCAGCAGCUGACGGCGCCUGAUGAGGUUGUCAACAUGGGGAACAAGACCGCCCGGCAGCGAUGGUGGAGAUUUCGUGGUUCUGGCUUUGCGAGAGUGCAACCCGCUGAAGCUUCUGAUCCUCCAUGA